AUGGCACAACAAAAGAAAACUACAGUACCGGGAAUCGUCCAGCCUCCGAGUUUAACUCAGAAAGCUCUCGUCAAAACUUCCAAAACUAUUUUAGUGGAUACCCGUUACAGACUUGGUAAAAAAAUCGGAAAAGGAAAUUUUGGGGAGGUUCGAAUUGGAAAAGACAUAAGAAAUAACGAAGACGUUGCCAUAAAAACAGAAGCUAUAACGGCAAAAAUACCACAACUCGUGUUUGAAUAUAACAUUUAUAGACAGUUGGGAGCAACGGAUAGAACGCAUAAUAUGAAAGGCAUACCAAAAGUUUACUGUUACAAAUUAGCCGGAACACAAUACAAUGCUUUGGUCAUGGAAUUACUGGGUCCAUCUUUGGAAGAUUUGUUUAACGUCUGUAAAAGGAAAUUCACUUUGAAAACUAUUCUAAUGAUUGCUAUACACACAUUGCACAGGAUAGAAACCGUGCACGAAAGAGGAAUAGUGUACAGAGAUAUCAAGCCCGAAAAUUUUGUCGUUGGCAGGAAUCUACUGAAAAAAGAUAAUACCAUCUAUAUAAUAGAUUUUGGAUUGGCAAAAGAGUAUAUCGAUCAUAAAACGAAAAAGCAUAUACCUUACAGAGAGAAAAAAAAUCUGACUGGUACAGCUAGAUACAUGAGUAUAAACACUCAUCUCGGAAAAGAGCAAAGCCGUCGUGACGAUUUGGAGUCCUUGGGUCAUAUGUACAUGUACUUGGCACGAGGCUCUUUGCCUUGGCAAGGGCUUAAAGUACAAAAUGCAAAGGAGCGAUUUCAGAAAAUUGGCGAAAUGAAAAAAAAUACACCAAUUGAUACCCUUUGCGAGGGUUACCCUGAAAUGGCAGAAUACAUGCAAUACGUCAGACAUCUUGAAUUUUACGAAGAACCCAAUUAUAGACUUCUCCGACAUAUUUUUACCACCGCCCUUCAUAAAAACGGAUUUGAAGACGAUCAAAUAUUCGAUUGGAUUGACAAAUAAAAAUGGUGCUACUAACUUAUUUCUUUUUUAUAUAAGCAAUGAAAAAAAUAUCGUAAAUCAUUUUAAUUGUAAGCCCUAUCAUUUUUCAAACAAAAAUUAAAUUAUCACAAGCAUAAUAAUAUUAUACAACUAUAAUAUUUUUAUUAUUUUACUUGCAAUAUUUGUGUGGAGAGAAGAAUCUACCUGUAAACUGCAAAAAUUACUAAUGCUAUACAAUGCAAUAAUUUAAUUCAAUCUGUAGACGAUAAAUAUAAAAUAUAAUUUAUACAUUCAUGAAAAUGUUUGUAAUGUAUUUUCCUUCAAGAAAAUCACCUAAC
Rhopalosiphum maidis (corn leaf aphid) is the source of this 1304-nucleotide messenger RNA. RefSeq names its product casein kinase I-like. The record is from RefSeq and is a predicted model, not a curated record. The transcript has 7 exons. Bases 1 to 987 code for a protein of 328 amino acids. Gene Ontology annotation, biological process: endocytosis; signal transduction; peptidyl-serine phosphorylation. Lineage: Eukaryota; Metazoa; Arthropoda; Insecta; Hemiptera; Aphididae. Gene Ontology annotation, molecular function: ATP binding; protein serine/threonine kinase activity. Gene Ontology annotation, cellular component: cytoplasm; plasma membrane; nucleus.